AUGUGCUUCUACGCUUGCCUGCAGGUUAUACUGUCGAAGCCUUAUUAUGUAGCUCUGCUGCAAGGGACUGACCCGACCAGAUUCGUCGUCCAGAAGAGCGACGUUGCCCUCCACAGAGGGGUUGAGACGGCCCUGACCUGCCUUAUGCUAGAUGGCGUACUGACAGUGUCGCACCUGUACUUUCAGGUGCGCUGGUACUAUCUCCUGCCAGCUGAUUCUGUAGUGCUGCUGCCGAUCGCAUUUUUUUUCAUGAGUAGUGGUCCUGAUACGCAGGGCGAGUUGUGGUCGGUACUGACACUGGGCUCGCUGACACUCUUGGCGAUCACAGGAACCUGGACCAACGAGGCCACACAGCGGAAGCUGUUCAUUGCCUUGCUCCUGGAGCGGAACGGGCGUGUUGCGACCGAGUUCAAGCUAGAGCAGCUGGGGUCAGCUCAAGGGCCCUCUGCCAAGGCCCUGGAGGGCGAGGGUUCCUCGCACGUCAGUGCAGGCAUAGAUGGGGUCUCCCUGGUGUCAUCGAGGGCAUCUGACCGGGUGUUCGACCCGAGCUGGCUGGAGGGCAUGGACAGCGACGACUCCACAGUGGCAGACAAGACCAAGGGCGCGCUGCGAUCCGCGGCUGCGCUGGGACACCGACAGAAGUGGCUCAUCGACACGAAUCACAUAUGCCUGACCUCGAGGGUGCUUGGCUCCGGCAGCUUCGGCCUCGUCGUCGAGGGCGACUUCGUGGGCACCCCCGUGGCUGUGAAGAUACCGUGCGGACAGGCCUCCCUCAAGGCCUUGCUGAACCUGUGGAACGAGAUGGGCAUCCUGCGACACCUGAGGCACCCCAACAUCGUGGCGUUCCACGGCGCGUGCAUCCAGCCAGACUCGGGCCGCGUGGCGGUGGUCCUCGAGCUCGUGCGCGGCAGGGGUCUGGACGAGCUAGCCUGCGGCGUCGAGGGCCCGCUGGAGGAGCGCGGGCGCGAGCAGCUGCUGACCGGGGUGUGCUGCGGGUUGCGGUACCUGCACUCUCGGACGCCCCCCGUGGUGCACGGCGAUCUGAAGGGCUCCAACGUGCUGGCGGUGCAGGACGCCCAGGGCAACCUGAAGCCGAUGCUGCUGGAUUUCGGGCUGUCGCGCCGGGUGAGGGGCUCCUCGCGGCCGCCAGGUGGGACGCUGCAGUACAUGGCACCCGAGGUGCUCAACGGCUCCCUGUUGGACUGUCCAGCCGACGUGUUCUCGUUCGGGCGCUUGCUGUUCCUCGUGGUCAACGGCGUCCUGCCGCUGCUGGGCAUGGCUGAGCACGAGGUGCGUGAGCGGUCUCGCAGUCAGUCGCCAGAACUGGACUGGCCCAAGGACAUGGUCGGCUCCGCCCUCUGGGCCAUGUGCACGAGUCUCCUCGACUUCAACCCGGCAGAGCGGCCCACCAUGCUCGAGGCACACCGGAUGCUGCGCGACUGCUUCCACGGGCGGCCAGGGCAGGACUCUCCCGAGCCGCUCUUCCACGGCCUUGCGGCGGAGAAGCCCUGGCCUCAGCCGUGGAGCGAGACGUACUCGAGGCUCCAGGCGCGCGCACCCAGUGCCGUGAGAGACCUGCGCCCAUUGGAGUGUGCCCAGGCGGAUGGCCGCUGGGGCUCGUCUAUGCACUGCAACGGGUGCGAGCCCAGCGACCAAUCCGUGGCCUCCGUGUGA
This is a messenger RNA of Prorocentrum cordatum, 1674 nucleotides long. The record is from the annotation of a GenBank genome assembly. Lineage: Eukaryota; Dinophyceae; Prorocentrales; Prorocentraceae.